AUGGUGGUCCGUGUUCCUCCGAUAGUGCAUCUUGAGAUUGGUGUGGAGUUCACGGAAUGUGACUUGGUGUCCGAUGGGACGACCACUAACCGGGAUCCAGAUCAGAACGAAGCAGCCCAUGAGCCAAAACUCUUGCAGUUUUCCUAUGAGGAACAGUAUCGUUCAUUCCUGGAGGGUCUUUCGCGUGAUUCUGACCCAGACGGAUUGUUCGGUGAGUCGGUUGACCGAAUACCGCCGGAUGGAAAGGAGGGUGUCUAUCCCAAGGUGACCAAGGAAGCGAUCAAAUCGACGAUGGGAGAAGAGGGUGCCUCUCCUAAGGCUGGUCUCAAGAUUGCCAAAUGGUCUCUCGAAAUACUCGUCCUUAGCAUUUUGGAAUUAAGUGCUUUUCGCAAGGGAAAGACCCAGCUGCUCACGUGCAUCAGCAUGCAAAACAGCUCCCAAACGUUGGCUGAGCGUAUACAAAUCACAACGCAUGGGGUUCGAUCAGACGAUGAUUAUUGGAGGACUGUAUUUGGUGUGCAAAGUGCGGUGGAUGAGAGACUAGUUCCCAGAGAGGAAGGCCAUGAUUAUUGUCUGAUUGAGCCAUUGUCUGCGGAAGAUGUCGAUCGUGCCAUGCGGAAUGCCGGAAGUACGGUUCCAGGACUAGAUAAGGUGUCGGUGGCGGACUUCAAAUCCUUGGAAUUGACGGUUAUUGCACAGUUGUUCAAUCUUAUGAUGGUGCUUGAAUGCCAUACUGCAUCUCUUGCGACAGCACGGCUGACGUUGGUGCCCAAGGCGUCGGUCCCCAGCACGCCAUCAGAUUAUCGCCCGGUCGCAGUUUCUUCGAUUCUGCUGCGGGCCUUACACAAAGUUUUGGCAAAAAGACGGAGGUCGCGUUUGACGCUGUCUUCAUUUCAAGUCGAGUUUCAAAAGCGGGAUGGGUGUCUUGAGGCCUCAUAUGUCCUACAGUGCGUAUUGAGAAGGGUUCAGUUCGACUGCCUGAAUGCGGCAAACGCCAAAGCGUUCGACACCGUGUCAGGUGACAAUAUCAUACGAGCCGCAGCAGCACAUCGAGUCCCGCCAGAGCUUCAGCUUUAUUUGCGUUCGUUAUACACUCCUCAAAGUGGCUUCUUGGCAACGAAGUGUUGGAUUGUCACAGAAGUGUGA
This is a messenger RNA of Dicrocoelium dendriticum, 1146 nucleotides long. Lineage: Eukaryota; Metazoa; Platyhelminthes; Trematoda; Plagiorchiida; Dicrocoeliidae. The record is from the annotation of a GenBank genome assembly.